AUGAUACAGUGGUUAAAAGAUCGUCACAAUAUCACUUCUAAUAGAUUGCACCGCGAUUUUUCGGAUGGUUUCUUAAUGGGACAAAUCUUAAAACGUAUCUUACCUGAUCAUGUGGAGCUAAAUAAUUAUCCACGUAGAAAUGGUUUUAAAUCGAAACUGUAUAAUUGGGAAACAAUCAAUAAAAAUAUGUUAGUCAAACUUCAAAUGAAACUAAGCAAAAAUGUUAUGGAGAAACUGGCUAGUUCCCGCCAAGACACCAUCGAUGUUGUACUUUACAAACUCAUGACUGUUGAGAAAGAAAUGUAUGAGAACAUAAAGAAGUAUGCUGCCCAGGAAAGCAUGCACUGUAUUCAUAACGACAUCCAUUGUGACGUUGUCAGCAAGGAAUCUGACAUGGAUGUCAUCGUUCAAGCUCCAUCUGAAAUGAUCAGUUAUUUGACUUAUGCGGAAGUCAAAACUGAUUUAAAAAAAAGUUGCAAAAGUUUGUGUUUGGUGCAAGAGAAAAGUGCAAAUCUGGAGAAUCAAAGGAAGUUGAUGGAUGAAUGUAUCAAUACAUUAUGCUCUCAAAUUGCUGAGAUGUGCAAUUCUUUUUAA
Teleopsis dalmanni is the source of this 594-nucleotide messenger RNA. RefSeq names its product sperm flagellar protein 1-like. Gene Ontology annotation, cellular component: axoneme. The coding region runs from base 1 to 594 and encodes 197 amino acids. The transcript has a single exon. Gene Ontology annotation, molecular function: microtubule binding. Gene Ontology annotation, biological process: regulation of cytoskeleton organization. NCBI's taxonomy places the organism in Eukaryota, Metazoa, Arthropoda, Insecta, Diptera, Diopsidae. The record is from RefSeq and is a predicted model, not a curated record.